Thamnophis sirtalis is the source of this 1751-nucleotide messenger RNA. The record is from RefSeq and is a predicted model, not a curated record. Lineage: Eukaryota; Metazoa; Chordata; Lepidosauria; Squamata; Natricidae.
AUGCGUUCCAAGUGGAAGUUGGUGUCUGCUCCCUUUAAGGAUAACAAGCUUUUUGGGGAGGUCCUGGAUCCGGUCCUAGUUGAAAACAAGGACAAAAGGAAAGUGAUGCCGUCGGUUACCAAGAAAUCCAACAAGAAGGGUUUUUACUCCUAUAGGAGGCAGCCCUUUCGGAACACGGAGUCCGCCUCCAGCUCCGCUCUGUCGCAGAAGCCCUUUAACCAGCAGUCAGAUAGGUCCCAAGAUAGCCAGUCUUUCUGGGACAGGCGUCACCAGCAGCACUAUUCCCAUCGCCCCUUUCGAGGGGGCUCUGGUUCUUACCCCUUCAGGAGGUGGUGGAUGUCUCCAGCCCUAACGAAGGGGUCCCCAUUCAAGGAGCCGAUCCGGCUCACCAUCAUGAUGGAUGCCGGCCUGUACGGUUGGGAGGCCCAUUUCCGCAAUCAGAUUGCUCAAGGCAGGUGGUCCUCGGCCGAGGCAUCACACAGCAUCAACUGGCUGGAACUGAGAGUGGUCCGGUUGGCCCUGAUUCACUUUCAGGUUGGCAUUCAGGGACAUCACCCUAAAAUUGCCAAAGCAAAAGGGGGGGAGCAGGAGAAGAAAGCCAUCCAUCCUUACAGCAGAAAAGCGGCUCAACUUACAAAAGAAGCACACAAACAGGUUAAAAAGGAAAAAUUGAAAAAUGAAAAAGCCUUUCGGCUCAGCAUUGUGGGUGAAAAAUUGCUGUGGUUUCAAUGUCACCUUGAUCCUGACAAAAUGGAAUACACAAAAAAAGAAGCUUCUGAAUUAGUAGAAAAUUAUUUGCAGCGAUUUCGUGAUGAGUUGGAACAGAUUGAACUGCACAACAGCAUUAAAGGCAGACAGUCCAGACAGCAUAGUUCCAGGGAAACCGUAAUCAAGCAGACCAUGGAACGUGAAAGACAGCAGUAUGAAAGCUAUGGCAUAGAAAUCCCUGACAUUGUAAACUGUAAACAUCUUCGAUAUUUCAGAGACUGGGAUGGUGACUUGAAGAAGCUACCAAAUAUUAAAAUGAGAAAGUUAUCCAGUAAAGAUCUCUCUCAAAAUAGAAUGGAGAGUGCAAACAUUGAAGCUGGAAAUGAACUGCCUGCCGCACAGGAUGUGGAUGAAAAAGAAAUUGCUGGGAUAUGUGAAACAGAUUGACAAACCAGUGUUUAAACUGGCAGCAAGAAACCUUCCUUUUAAUCAACCAAGAGUACCUGCGGUUCUGAUCACUAUGACAAUUUAUACUGCAGUUUAUAAUAUUGCAUUGCCUUUUUAAAAAACAGUGCAAUGUGGGUAAGGUUCAUAAAAAAUACUUGAUAUUAUAUUGAGAGAAUCAAUUCUGAUUAGUCUAAAAUAAUUAUUCUAAUUAGUCAUAAAAUGCAACAAAACAACAUUUAAAGGUCAUGAAGAAAAAGUCCAAUUUUUAACGUUGCAUCUCACCUACUACCUUCCCGCAGUUGUUCUUCAAGAGAAAGUACUGAUCUGAUUGUCAUUACAAUAGGAGCAAAGAUUUUUAGGGGUGAACUUAAAUGCAUCUUUCCAUACCCCAAGAGUGGCAACAUUUUUUAAUAGUGCAUUCUGGCAUUAUUCCUUCCUGAAGAAGCUGAAGAUUGGAAGCAUAGCGCAUAAUAUCACUUGAGAGGUUGGGAUUAAAAAAUGUGGUCUAAAUUUUGCAGCAGGUACAGGUGAAACUCGAAAACUUAGAAUAUCAUGCAAAAGUUCAUUUAUUUCAGUAAUGCAACUUAAAAGGUGAA